Rotaria sp. Silwood2 is the source of this 516-nucleotide messenger RNA. Lineage: Eukaryota; Metazoa; Rotifera; Eurotatoria; Philodinida; Philodinidae. The record is from the annotation of a GenBank genome assembly.
AUGACGAACGCACGACUACAUUCAAAUGUUGAAAUAUUUGCUGUUGAAAUCUAUUCACAAUUAGAAACUCUCAAAGAUCGAUUUUUUCAAGUUCAAUCUUAUCGUAGUCUGUCCAUGACAAAUAAAAAUAUUGACGAAUAUAAAUGGGCUCUUCAUAAUCGAGGAACAUUAAUUGAAAUUAAAACAUUAAGUUCAACAUCUGUUAAUCCUAAAGUUGCUUAUAAAUUUGCAAGUGGUCAAAAAACGAAUAAUACUUAUCGUCAUAGAGUAAUCUGUGAAUUUCAUUUUGAUCAUCGAUGCAGCACAGCUAUUGAUCUUCGACGUAAUCCUGAUAAAUAUUUACUCUGCUUAUCUGCUUAUGAAAAUGAAGCUAAAAUACUCGUUCUACCAGGUACACUAUUCGAAGUACGUGAUGUUCAUCAAGCAAAAGAUACUGGUCGAUAUACGAUUAUUUUACAAAAUAUACAUGUACCACUAAAUAUCAUAAUGGAAGCAUUCAAAGAAGUGCAAGUAUGA